Molecule: messenger RNA, 2163 nt
Organism: Acanthamoeba castellanii str. Neff
Lineage: Eukaryota; Discosea; Longamoebia; Acanthamoebidae
Product: K+ channel tetramerization subfamily protein
Exons: 5
Coding region: 1-2163 (720 amino acids)
Biological process (GO): protein homooligomerization
Molecular function (GO): protein binding
Source: RefSeq, a predicted model, not a curated record
AUGCUGAGAAGAAACAAAUCAUCAUCAAAGGAGGAGAGUGGCGGUGGACCGCCAUCAUCUCCUUCCAAUGGAAAGAGAGGAAGUGGCAAGAAGGAGAAGGCAGACAAGGGCGAGAAGGAGAACAAGAAGGGGAAGGACAAAAAGGGCCUGAAGAAGCUCAAGAGCCGUAUCGCCCUCUCACAAAACGCUUCGCUCUCCAUCUCGAGCCCCGAAAUCAACAGCCAUCGCUCCAAUUCGCUGCCCGAGCCAACACCCGCCCCCAGCCCUCCAUCCACAGCCGGCUCUCCAGUCCACUCGCGAGGCGAAGCCCCCACCACGGAAAGCUCAUCAAGCUCCUCUUCCUCGUCAUCGUCGCGGCCCAUGAUGCGGCUACGUUCGGCCUCGCUCUCGUCGGCGUGUAGCACCAUGUUGGCCUCCCUCUCGCUUCCCCUGUCCUCCUCCACCGCCUCCAUCUCUUCCGUCUCCUCCUCCUCCUCUGCUUCUUCAUCUUCUUCCGCCUCGCGCCAGGUCAUGCUCGUCGAGAGAUCGGAGGCGUGCCAGACCACUCCCACCCCCGCAUCAAGCAAACAGGCGGCGUCGUCAUCGGCCUUGGCGCCCGGCAAGACGAAGCGGGACGCGAACGGUUUGUCAUCAUCAUCAGGCUCCUCCUCGACAUCAUCGUCUUCAUCGAAUGCCCCGAGCACGACACCAUAUUCGGCGACUUCGCGGUCUCCGACAUCAUCGGUCUCUGCGUCGAGGGCUCCCUCUCCCCGUGCCACGACUUCUUCGUCGUCGUCGUCGUCGUCUUCAUCGUCGUCGGCCCCGGCCGCGCCGUUCGUGCAUCCCUACUUCGAGCCCUCCCGCUACCAGUACCACCAGGUCGACGGCUGGGCUCUCGCCACUCCCGUCUCCGACCGGGACGACCUUCCCAAGAUGAGCGGCAUCGUCAAGCUCAAUAUCGGUGGCGUCAAGUACGAGACGACAGUGGGCACUCUGGUGUCGCGAGGCGACAACUUCUUCACGACGCUCUUCUCCCACAUGUUCGCCACGCUCAAGGACGAGGAGGGCUACUACUUCAUCGACCGCGAUGGCGAGUAUUUCAAGCCGCUGCUCUCCUACCUGCGCACGGGCGAGCUCCGCGUGCCGCCCGGCAUGUCCAAGAUGUGCGUCGAGCGCGAGGCCCACUUCUACCUCAUCGAUCUCAACAACAACAGCAUCGCCGACGGCGCGCCGCCGGUGGGUACGCAGCUGGCCGGACCACCGGUGUACCACCCGUCGCCGCUCGGCUGCUCGCUCGCGCGACCCAACGCGCGGUCCUACUUCCUCCGCUACGACGGCGUCUACGUCCAGAAGACCCGCGACGGCGAAGACUUCUUCGCGUACUACCGCUUCUUCCGCGACGGCAAGGUAUCGAUCGUGACGACGUCGCGCCACAAGGUGCAGAACAAGGUGAACAACACGUACGAGGUCAUCGAGGGCGAGUGGCUGCUCAUCCGGUCCAACUUCCAGAGGAAGCCCACCAUCCUUAUGGGUUCGUUUGGCUAUAAUUCGAUCCAGAUCCACUGGCGAUCGCCGCGAGACAAGAAGCACGUGGACUGCAACACGCUCCACUUCUUCCCCUCGUUCGAGCCGCCGACGGACCUGCUGUUCUCCAACCAGCACUGUCGGAUGGGCAAGAAGCAGUACCACCGCCUCAACUUCAAGGACGACCACCAGGUCACCAUCACCGUCAUGGAGAAGGACCAGCAGCACCACCGCCUCAUGAACAGCAUCAAGCGCACGGCCACCUACUCCCUCGAGAAGGAGGAGGUCGUGACCCUCAGCAUCAACGACGACUUCUUCCCGGAGCCCAUAAUCUCGCUGGGCACCGUGCUGUUGGAGCGGCGCGUCGAGCGGCAGGUGGUCGGGCAGCGGGAGACCUGCCGGGUGUACCUGGCCGUGGACAAGCACGAGGAGGAGGACGACGACGAGAUCGACAUCUACACCUUCCUCCGCACGUCAUCGCCGCCGGUCUCGCUCAACGACGACGACACGGCCAGCAGCGACGAUGACGAGUACCGCGACAUGUACGCCGCAGCCACGGUCACCAACAACGCGCCCGCUGCGACCAACAACAACAACAACGCGUCCGGUGGUGGUGGCCCCAACGCACGCACGCGAAGCGAGAGGAGCCUGAGCCAGUGA